AUGCCGCGCGAAAUCAUCACACUCCAGGCCGGGCAGUGCGGCAAUCAAGUCGGUAGCGAGUUUUGGCGGCAACUCUGCUUAGAACACGGCAUCCGGCUGGAUGGGGUGGUGGAGCCCUUCGCGAUCGGCGGUGACGACCGCAAGGACGUCUUUUUCUACCAAGCCGAUGACGACCACUACGUGCCGCGCGCGCUGCUGAUCGAUAUGGAGCCCCGCGUGAUUCAUUCGAUUCAACGCGGCGCGAUGCAGAAGCUGUUCAACGCGGAAAACGUCUUCAUCCACCAGGAAGGUGGGGGGGCGGGGAAUAACUGGUCGCACGGCUACGAGCUCGGCGACCAGGUGCAGGAGACGCUCUUCGACAUGAUCGAGCGCGAGGCGGAGAACAGCGACAGCCUCGAGGGCUUCGUCCUGACGCAUUCCAUCGCGGGCGGAACGGGGAGCGGGAUCGGGAGCUACCUCCUCGAGAACCUCAGCGAUCGCUUUCCGAAGAAGCUCACGCAGACGUACAGCGUCUUCCCGAAUCAAUCCCGCGGUGGUGAGAGCGAUGUCAUUGUGCAGCCCUACAACAGUCUCCUCGCGAUCAAACGGCUCACCCUCCACGCUGAUUGCGUGGUCGUCCUCGAUAACACCGCGCUGAAUCGCGUCGUAACGGAUAACCUCCACAUCCCUUCCCCCACGGUCGAGCAGAUGAACGGGCUGGUGAGCACCGUGAUGGCGGCGUCCACCGCCACCCUGCGUUAUCCAGGGUAUAUGAAUCACGACCUCAUGAGCAUGCUCGCCUCCCUGAUCCCCACCCCACGCUGCCAUUUCGUCUGCACGGGCUACACCCCGACAACGCUCGACACCUCGAAUAUCCAAUCCGCGGUGCGAAAGACCUCCGUGCAUGACGUCAUGCGGCGGCUGUUGCUGCCGAAGAAUAUGAUGGUAUCGACCUCGAUGAAGAGCGGGUGCUACAUCUCCCUGCUCAACCUCAUCCAGGGCGAUGUCGACCCCGCCCAGGUGCAUCGCUCCCUCGAGCGGAUCCGAGAGCGGUCGCCGAACUUCAUCCCGUGGGGUCCGGCGUCGAUCCAGGUGAUUCUCUCGCGGAAGUCGCCGUAUUUGGAUACCCGGCAUCGCGUGAGCGGGCUCGUGCUCGCCAACCACACCAGCAUUCGCACCCUCUUUCAGCGCACGCUGAAGCAGUUUGAUACGCUUUUCGGUCGAGGCGUCUUUCUCGAUCAAUACCGCAAGUAUGGCCCGACGAAAGAAAGCUUGGACGAGUUCAAGGAUUCCAGAGAGGUGGUGGAUACGUUGAUUGAGGAGUACAAAGCCUGCGAAGGGUCGGAUUACAUCCGAAACUUUUAA
This is a messenger RNA of Phytomonas sp. EM1, 1344 nucleotides long. The record is from the annotation of a GenBank genome assembly. Lineage: Eukaryota; Euglenozoa; Kinetoplastea; Trypanosomatida; Trypanosomatidae.